Molecule: messenger RNA, 273 nt
Organism: Aspergillus piperis CBS 112811
Lineage: Eukaryota; Fungi; Ascomycota; Eurotiomycetes; Eurotiales; Aspergillaceae
Exons: 2
Coding region: 1-273 (90 amino acids)
Source: RefSeq, a predicted model, not a curated record
AUGGCUCCAAAGUCAGAUACUUUCAACCCCAUUUUACUCCGUAACGAGACCCAGUCCAUCCACGGAACAGAAAUACCCUCAGUUGCUGGAUUUGUGCAAGCGCCGGCUGUUCCUAGACGGAUUACCCGUAGUUACCGGACGACUACCACCGAUCCCGGCAGCCGCUCGUUUCGGCCAGGUUCGCAACCCUACCAGUUUUACCCUACCGUGGAGCCCGAAUCUGACACUUUUCCCAUCGCGAGGAAAACCGUUACGCCAAGGGCUCAAUACUAG